CGUGGCUUGGUUGGUUGCCUUGCUUCUUGAUCAUCACCAUCGACAGCGACAGCAGCCAUGUCGUCUCCAGCGGCCGCAAAGAGGAGAUCAAUCUCCUACACGCCCGAUGACGACGAUGAUGAUGGCAAUAGCGUACACUCUGGGCCUUCAACGUCAGUCAGAGCACCUGCAAAUCAGGGUGGAGACGUCCCGAUGGCACAAGACGCUGAUGAGGACGAAGACGAGCUAGAGGAUGAUGACGAUGAUGAUGAUGACGACGACGAGGAGGGACGCGACGAUGACGAGGAUGGUGACGAGCUCGAACCAGGCGACGAAACUGGCCGCGCCGACGACACUGCCAUGGCAGACGUCACCAUGGCAGACGCAGAGGUGGACGGUCAAGACGUCAAGCCAUCGUCCGCUGCCCUGUCGGCAGGCAGCGCAAAGAAGCUAAAGAGUUAUCACAUCUCUCGCGCUUCAGAGCCGCCUAUUCCACCCGAUGUCAAUCCUGGAUCAGCAAAUCUGUACUCUAGCCACACAGGAGAGAAGCUCCUUCGCAACACGCCUAUCAAGAAAAUUGAUGGCACCACAUUCCACCGCUCAGACUUGCAGCAUGCUCUCCUCAUGGAGAUCUUUGGCGACACGACGCGUUGCUUCCGCAAUCCACGCCCAGCCCCUGAUAACCUCUUGACCACAGCCCCUCGUCCGGGAGAGGCAGCCGCUACCGGCGUACCAGAGUACUCGCCCGUCUAUCCGUACGGUCAGUCCAAGGGAAGCUCGCGCAAGAGCCACGAGACCAAGGAAGAGUACGAGGCGUGGGAGAAGCGAUGGGAGGAGUAUCACAAGAAUCCCUACCCCUCAAGGGAGCAAGACCCAAAUCGGCUUGUACCACGCCCUGGAGCCAAACUGCUCACAUUCAAAGAGCUCUAUAUGGAGGCCUUGAUGAAUUCGCCGCGCUGCACAAAGGCUGUACGAGAUAAAGUCUGGAGUGACGAGCAGUUCGCCGAGGACUUCGCCUGCGUCAAUCUUCUCAUCAACGUCGGACGCAUGAACACCACGCUGGCCUUCUAUGCUCAGAUGCAGACCGUCUUGCGCUCCUACCACCCUCUACCUGCUCUGCAGGGUAACGAAAAUUCGCGCAAGCACAUGCAGGACGCGCCAAGAAUGAAGUCGCUCCUCAAGUCGGUGCUCCUCCCCUUCGAAAAAGCCAGCACGGGCCCAGGCUCAGCUCCCAUCUCCAAGGCAGCUCAAGCGGCCGUCGCAGAGCAUGCACCUGCUCCACACGAGAUGCUAGAGAUUCCCAGCACGCUGGAAGAGAUCCUCAAACGCCACAGCGAAGGUCGCGUGCCUGCAACCAGCGCUGUCAAUCUCAUCUUCGCAUUUGCCUCGCAAGCAAAUGAUCUGAGCGCCAUGCAUUUCACUGCCCCACACGACGUUCACUCCAUCUUCUUCCCGCAUAAGGACUAUCCUAUUCCUGCCAAGGAUCGAGCAAGAGCAUUCCUCUGGUUGGUCUGGCAUUACCUCGAAGGUGGGGCUCUCCUGCCGCCAGGAAAUGAGGCGACGCGUUCUAACCCCUUCGCGGACGAGAGAGCUCAAGUGUCGUCGCAGAGGGCGAAGGCAAAGUGGGACUCGCUGGAUGACAAGGGAAGACGGAAGGCUACAGUUGGAGGAAAGGGAGUCUUGUGGCUCGGCGUUAGGAACAAGAAGGAACCCCGGGCCGCUGCCGCCAACGAAGCGGCAGCAUCAACUGCAGGGCCCAGCGGUAGUGGUAGUGCGCCCACCACGGCAAACAGCGAAGCCACUUCAGCGGCGCACAGCCUCAUCUCCAACUCGCUCGUCGAUGACGCCGACUCGGGCGGCUGGGUAGUCGAAGACAAUGAAAAGUACACGCAUCGCCAACUCGCCCCUGACUGGCGGGUCAUCUCGCAAGAGGCUAUCCGCGAGGAGAACAUAGACCUGCCCGACGAGUUGGCUUGGGGAAGUGAGCAGGCUUCAGAGAGGAGAGACUUCAUGGACCGGAUGGCUGAAGAGGAAGCGGCGGCUAAGGCGGGCAAGGGGGCGGGAAUGAUGACGGGUCAGGGUGCGGGUGAAGGCGAUGAUGCAGCAGAGAGUGGGAAAGGAAAAGGCAAAGGCAAAGGGAAGGGGACGGCUACGAAAGGGAAGGGAAAGAAGUCACGUGGCUAUGCUAGCCUUAUACCAGGCUCUGCGGCGGCUAUUGCGGCUGCGAACGCAUCCGCAGGUGAGGCGGGUAAAGGCAAGAAGGGGAAGAAGCCUAGGGCAAGCAGAGCCAAAGGAGCUAUUGUGUCACAGGCAGAGGAGAAUGCUGCGCGUGCUAGCUCCUCAAAGCUUACCGGCGCACCAGUGGCAGGCGGCAGCAAGAUUGUCCUUGGUGGUCUAAAGGGACGCAGGAAGAGUGGUCAAGAUGAGGCGGACGAGAUGCUGGCCGACUUACUCGAAGGCGGUGGCAGCAAGGACUCAAAAGGCGACGAAUCAGCAGCCGAUGCCAGUAGACGCCGCGCGCUCAGCUCCCUGCCAGGAUACGAUGAUGACAGCAGCGAUGAGGAGGAUAGUCACGACGGCAAGGGGGCAACGGCGGGUGCAACUAUCGGGGCAGAGCGCAGCCACACAGAUGCUGCAGCGGCCGUAGCGCGUGCUGCGAGCAGCAUCGGCGGGGCUGGCUCCGCAGCCGGUGGAGCGGGGGCAGCUGGUCUCCUCACCCUCGCAGGCUCGCAAAGUCUCCUACCCCCUCGAAGACCACUCAACGGCUCCGACCUCUUGCCUGGGCUGCGACGCGCUCAAUCGCAGCAAGCAAACCUUCGACCCACGCACGACUCGUCCGACCCUUCCACAGGCCCCAUCUCACAUACUCUGCCUGGUCUGGCGUGGAAUCGUAUCCUCCAACGCGCUGUGAGGGGGCAAGGGGAUGCUUGCUACUCGAGCGACGACGAAGGCGAGGCAAUGGAUGAGGCUGAGCGAUGUGCUGACCUCUUCAGGGGUGAGCUGAGCAGGGUGCUGAACUGCGUUUGGGGGGCAAAGGGGAAGGGCGCUGGGAAGCGAAAGAGGGUCAGCGAUGAUGGAGGGGUGAAUGGGCUGAAAGUUGAGUGAUUGGAUGGACUGGGCGGGCAAGUGUAGCUGAUGGCAUUUCAUUGCAUUGAAUAAUGACGAGCGAUCACUCAAGACAUAUAUGGUCCGACACGACGUCGAUUGAUGUCGAUGGUGCUCAGCCCCCUUCCUCCCGAUCUUGAUCCCCAUCGAAAUUUAAGUGAUAUCC
Jaminaea rosea is the source of this 3250-nucleotide messenger RNA. RefSeq lists its product as hypothetical. The record is from RefSeq and is a predicted model, not a curated record. Gene Ontology annotation, cellular component: Ino80 complex. NCBI's taxonomy places the organism in Eukaryota, Fungi, Basidiomycota, Exobasidiomycetes, Microstromatales. The coding region runs from base 58 to 3084 and encodes 1008 amino acids. The transcript is spliced from 2 exons.